Messenger RNA from Syngnathoides biaculeatus (alligator pipefish), 2415 nucleotides. RefSeq names its product cell division cycle 7 homolog (S. cerevisiae) (gene cdc7). Gene Ontology annotation, biological process: mitotic DNA damage checkpoint signaling; protein phosphorylation. Gene Ontology annotation, cellular component: nucleus. The coding region runs from base 228 to 1931 and encodes 567 amino acids. The transcript has 12 exons. NCBI's taxonomy places the organism in Eukaryota, Metazoa, Chordata, Actinopteri, Syngnathiformes, Syngnathidae. Gene Ontology annotation, molecular function: protein serine/threonine kinase activity; ATP binding. The record is from RefSeq and is a predicted model, not a curated record.
CUGACGGUAUUUCAUUUCAUGCCUAUCGCGAGAGCUCGCCUCCAUGACGUCACGUGAGCGGGUAGUUUGUUGGCGGAAAAGGCGAAACUUCGCGCUAUACAACAACAGAACUCAUAACAAUCAUUUAACAAUUCGACCUAAUCGCUUCAAACUCGACUGUUACGUUCUACUAAAUUUUGGUUUGUCAAUUGAAUACAGCCGCGCUUGAUUUACGUCAAACACAUGAGAUGGACUCUUCUGUCGUCUGCACUGAAACCUUUGCAACAGACGGCUGCAUCAUGUCUGGAAACCAAAAAAUCCCAAGGGAUGUGGAGUCAGACAUUGAAUCACUCUACAAGGCUGUUCCUCAGCUUACAAAGACUUUUCGCAUCAUAGACAAAAUUGGAGAAGGGACAUUCAGCUCAGUCUACCUUGGGGAGGCUCAGAUGCGUGACGGUAGCAGAGACAUGUUUGCCCUCAAACAUCUCAUCCCUACCAGCCAUCCCACUCGAAUUGCUGCUGAGCUCCAGUGUCUCACCGUUGCUGGGGGCAGGGAAAAUGUAAUGGGUGUGGAGUACUGCUUCAGGAAGGAGGAUCAUGUAGUAAUUGUCAUGCCUUAUAUGGAACAUAAAGCAAUAGUGGACAUCAUCGGCUCACUGAGUUUUGAAGAGGUUCGCCUUUACAUCUACCACCUGUUGAAGGCCCUCAGACACAUUCAUCAGUUUGGUAUAAUCCAUCGCGAUGUCAAACCAAACAACUUCCUCUACAACAGGAAAGCCAAGAAAUUUGCCCUGGUGGACUUCGGCCUGGCUCAGGGAACUGCCGACACUCAGAUCGAGCUGCUCAAGGUGGUCAAACAGAAAUGGUCACAACCCAAAGAUGGAGGCUCAAAAGAGAGACGAGACAAAGCGCCACCUAGAUCGCCCUCUACCAACACAACCUCCACCUCAUUGCCUCCUCCACCGCUGUCCACAGCUCACCCACCUUCCUUCUCCUCUUCCUCCACCACCACCAACUCUUCAACUACUCAGAAAGCACCGAUUAAAAAAUCACAUUCUUUCACUACCACAGCGGGGGCCUCUACUUCUCGCACAAAGCACACAAAGGAUUUAGUGGGGUUACGCAAACCAUCCAGGCCAGUAUUUAGCGAGAGGAACCUGAACAACUGUGCUUCACCUACCACAACCGUCAAACAAGAAACUAAGACACAGCUUGUAAAACCUGUGAAAACAGGAGCCCUCUCGAGUCGAAGUUUCCCAGCAACUGCCAGGACUCAGAAAACCCAGCGAACUGUCCACCUGCCCCUCACCUGUAACUGCUUCCAAACUGACCGUGUCUGCAACAUCUGUCUGUCUCGGAAGCAACAAGUGGCUCCCAGGGCGGGAACUCCAGGCUUCCGAGCACCAGAGGUUCUUACCAAGUGUCCAAAUCAAGGCACAGCCAUCGACGUGUGGUCAGCUGGCGUCAUCUUCCUCUCACUGCUCAGUGGACGUUACCCGUUCUUCAAAGCCAAUGACGACAUGGUGGCUCUGACUCAGAUUAUGACGAUACGAGGCUCCAGAGAGACUAUACGAGCUGCCAAGGAAUUCGGUAAGGUGGUGCUGUGCAGUCGGGAACUUCCUCGGCUGGACCUUAAGGUCCUCUGUGAGACUCUCAGAGGACAAAGACCAGAAGAAGGCACGUUGAGCAGUAAGCCCAGGGUUGAAUGUAAAGCUUCAGAUCAACGAUCUGAAACCCAAGUAGGCAAGACUCCACCUUUGUUCCUGAAAAGUCUGGAUAAAAAAACCGCACAACCUUCCUUACGGAAAGACUGCCUGACCCACGACGAACGGGGGUGGGAUACAGUGCCCGACGAGGCUUAUGACCUACUGGACCGCCUGCUGGAUCUCAACCCGACAACCAGAUUUACAGCAGCACAAGCUCUGGAGCACCCGCUCUUUGAAAACUUGUAAAUCCCACCCUCACACUAUUCACAAAAGUGUUUAGUAUGUGUUAUUUAUUGGGCUUUUUGGGUAGAAUUUCAAGAUGGACCUAAACUGCACUCAGCAUUUAAAGGUGAACGUCAUUUGACCCUCUGAACCUUUGAAUGUGUUUUUGUGACUGUUUUGGUUCUCUCUGUUGAAAACAUUCUGUGACACGCACAACUUAGUGGAACUUCAGAGACGAUUUUCCCAAGAGGAAAGUGGCUACAGUGCCAUCAACAAGUUCACAACGGAGACUGGAAGAGGCCCAGAUUAGCCUCAAAGUAGACAUCGGUGGAAAUUUUCACUUUUCUAAUUUAAAUUAAAUUAAAUUAAUUUUGUAAAGGUAGAAAUUCUGAUUUUGCAUUUUUAUUAACGUUAAACCAAAUGGUCUAUAGAUGGGUGGCAAUCAAGGGUUUUGUAAUAUUUGUUGCAUUAUCUACUCCCCCCCACAUUGGUUUAGUUAAUUUUUUAU